AUGUCAGGGCUGCCAGCAGAGACAUCAGUUGAGAGGUAUGUAACUAUUGGUGCAUAUAGUCUCUUGCGUUCGUGUACAAUCGAGCCAGAGUGCAUCAUUGGACAGCAUUCCAUACUUAUGGAAGGUUCAUUGGUGGAGACCCACUCCAUCCUUGAAGCAGGGUCUGUGGUGCCCCCGGGGAGGAGGAUCCCAACUGGUGAGCUUUGGGCUGGAAAUCCAGCAAGGUUUGUAAGGACGCUGACCCAUGAGGAGACAUUAGAGAUCCCAAAACUUUCUGUUGCAAUUAAUGAUCUCAGCAAGA
Messenger RNA from Ilex paraguariensis (yerba mate), 301 nucleotides. The record is from the annotation of a GenBank genome assembly. NCBI's taxonomy places the organism in Eukaryota, Viridiplantae, Streptophyta, Magnoliopsida, Aquifoliales, Aquifoliaceae.